AUGAGCGCCUCCGCCAGUGUCGCUCGUCGGGCGGCGAUUGCCAACCCGUUCUUAGGCAACGCGCGUGCGCUUUCUACCCUCGGUGUUUCGUCAGCUGUGCUCGGCCGAAACGCAAGGCAUCUUCCCCGACGUGUAAACGCCCUCGCGCUCCUUGUGCCCGUCCGCUAUCUGGGUACCGACCAUCACAACCACGGCCAGCCGUCUGGCCCCCCGCCAGGCUUCAAUGUGGAGGAGGCUAAGAAACCUCUGGCCAAGGAAAGCUCAGCAGCCAAGAGCGGCUCGAAGGCGACCGACGACUCCAAGGCUGCGGCACACAACGAGAAGUCAUCCUCAAAUGAUGCGUCGGCAACAGACAAGGGCGAGUCCAACGCUUCCUUGUCGGAACUCGCCUCCGCCAAGGGAACAUCUGCCGAGGCAGAGAAGACCGCAAAGGACAAAUUGACCCUUUGGCAGAAGGUCAAGAAAGAGGCCCACCACUACUGGGAUGGAACGAAGCUGCUCGCUACCGAAGUCAAAAUCAGCACUCGGCUUGCACUGAAGAUGGCCGCUGGAUACGAACUCAGCCGAAGAGAGAACCGUCAAUUGCAACGCACUGUCCAGGAUCUUGGCCGCUUGGUGCCUUUUUCCGUCUUUGUUAUCGUUCCCUUCGCGGAGCUGUUGCUCCCCGUCGCCCUCCGUCUGUUCCCCAAUAUGCUGCCCAGCACAUACGAGGGCCAAAAGUCCAAGGACGCCAAGGCGACCAUUCUCAGAACGACGCGCAAGGAAGUCAGUCAGUUCUUGCGGUCCAGUCUUAAAGAGACUGGCCUGCCGUUGACUCCUGCGACAACACAGAGUGAGGCGUUUACUACGUUCUUCCGGAAACUCAGAUCUUCUGGGGAGUCGCCGACACACGAGGAUGUUAUCAAGGUCUGCAAGAUCUUCAAGGAUGACUUGACUUUGGACAACCUUUCAAGGCCCCAGCUGGUCUCGAUGUGCAGGUACAUGAACCUGAACACCUUCGGCACCGACAACAUGCUGCGGUACCAGAUCCGCCACCGUAUGCGUCAGAUCAAGAGAGACGACAGACAGAUCAGCUAUGAGGGCGUUGACAGCCUCUCCGUCGCGGAACUCCAGAUGGCUUGUGCCAGCCGUGGUAUUCGCACGCACAGCGUGUCUCCCGCGAGAAUGCGCGAGUACCUCCAGCAGUGGCUUGACCUCAGGUUGAAAGACGGCGUUCCGUCUACUCUUUUGGUCCUGAGCAACGCCUACAUGUACGGCCAGGUCCCCGCGCACAGUCAGGUUGAGGCUCUCGUUGGUGUGCUUUCGUCCAUCCCUGACGAGCUCUUCCACGAGAUUUCCCUCGAGGUGCACAGCGCCGAGGGUGCUGCCACCAACAAGCAGCGUCUCGAGGUCCUCAAGGAGCAGCAAGAGCUCAUUGACGAGGAGAACAGCCAAAACGAGGAGAAUGCUAGCACUGGCUUCGCCACGCCCCGUGAUAUUGACAACAUUGAUGAGAAGGAGGAGAGCAACCAGGCUGCUGAGGCUCAGGCCGCUGGCUCAAACCAAGCCCAAGAGGCCAAGGAUGCCGAGAAGGAGAUGCUGGCCGCAAGGGACGGGCAGCCCAAGGUUGAUAAGGCGGAGACGAGCGACAAAUAG
Messenger RNA from Colletotrichum higginsianum IMI 349063, 1635 nucleotides. RefSeq names its product Mrs7 family protein. NCBI's taxonomy places the organism in Eukaryota, Fungi, Ascomycota, Sordariomycetes, Glomerellales, Glomerellaceae. Gene Ontology annotation, molecular function: ribosome binding. Gene Ontology annotation, biological process: intracellular monoatomic cation homeostasis. The record is from RefSeq and is a predicted model, not a curated record. Gene Ontology annotation, cellular component: mitochondrial inner membrane. Bases 1 to 1635 code for a protein of 544 amino acids. The transcript is spliced from 2 exons.